AUGACACUCGAUGCAACGCUAAAGCGUGUAACCAACAGUUCUGGUCUACCGAUCAUGCCCCGCAGACGGUACAUUCGGAGAGUGGUGUCACUGGUGGCGUAUCUCAUUCUUCUCGGCUCAUCCUUGAUAAUCUACGUGUUGCAUUUGAGAUACCGUCAUGUUAAGGACUACGACCAAGACGUAGAACUAAAGCGAACCGCAGCAUCAAGCGACGAUUUGAACCCACCUCCCGGUGAUAUGGGAGCUGCCGUAACCAUCGACACAACAAAUGAAACACAGGCUCUGGUACAGGAAGGGCUACGUUCACUGGGCUACAAUCAGUACGCUUCAGAUUUGAUGUCAGUCCGAAGACGUUUACCCGACAUAAGAGCACGCUGGUGUUGGCAACAGGAGAAUCAAGGAGCACGAACCCUGCCACCGACCUCGAUCGUGAUCGUGUUUUACGAUGAAGCUUGGUCGGUGUUGCUCCGUACCGUGCACUCGAUACUUGAUCGUACUCCUCGGUACCUGAUACAGGAGAUUCUACUCGUCGAUGACUAUUCUACCGCUGCCCAUCUGAAGACACGCCUGGAUGAGUAUUUUGAGCGAUAUCCCUUGGUGCGGAUCUUGCGCGCCCCCAAACGGUUAGGAUUGAUCGCGGCCAAAGUGUACGGAGCGAAGGCAUCAAAGGCUCAGAUCAUCACAUUUCUCGAUUCUCACGUCGAGUGCACCGUAGGCUGGCUGGAGCCACUGAUCCAAGAGGUGGCCAGUAACGCAACGACCAUCGCGAUUCCAACGAUCGAUCUGAUCGAUUUGCACAGUAUGGCGCUGGAUAAAGAUAAAAGUCCGCUGUGGGUCGGGGCCUACCAGUGGGAUCUCAACUUUGGUUGGUGGGGUCGUGCUGCGAUGCACCGAAGUUACCCAAACCCUUACGUCCCUUUCGACACCCCGGCGAUGGCCGGUGGUCUGUUCUCGAUCGAUCGUACGUUCUUCGAGCGGCUCGGUUGGUACGACGAGGGUUUCGAGAUGUACGGAAUCGAGAACAUUGAACUAUCGAUGAAGAGCUGGAUGUGUGGUGGCCGUAUGGUGAUUGUACCGUGCUCCCGGGUGGCACACAUUGCCAAGCACACCCACCCAUACCUCGAUCACGUCGGGAAGGAUGUGAUCCUGAAGAAUUCGCUCCGGUUGGCCGAGGUGUGGAUGGAUGAGUACAAGCAGAUCAUGUUCGAUGUUUACGGAAUUCCGCGCUAUCUCGUAGGGAUGUUUGGUUCCGUUGCAGCCCGGAAAGCGGUCCGUCAGCGGGCCGGUUGUGGAACGUUUCGCGAUUACAUCCUGAACGCUUUUCCGGAGAUGAUGAAUCCACUCGUACCGGGUGCUUUCCGUGGGGAGGUUCGUAAUGCUGCGCUGGGGAGGAAUCAUUGUUUGAGUCAUCAGUGGCGUUCCGGUAAGGCACCCCUCUCAAUGGAGCGUUGUAAUGGACGGAGAAGGGAACAGUACUGGACACACAACUUCUACCACGAGCUCAACAGUUAUUCGCAGUGUGUGGAGGUAGAUGGUGGUGAUGUGCCCGUGGAAAUGAGGAGAUGCCAUCGGAAAGCUGACUUAAAAAGACAACGUUGGCAGCACGUGGUAGCUACCGGACAGUUCAAAAGUGAAUCCAGUGGCCAGUGUCUUGCUGAAGACGGUGGUCAAAUCGUAAUGGAACCCUGUGACAGUGGCCGCAGAGGACAGCGAUGGAUUGUCAAGCUGAUCGAGAUGGAUGUGUCCAUUUUCAAAUAUAAUUAG
This is a messenger RNA of Anopheles aquasalis, 1764 nucleotides long. Its product is annotated as putative polypeptide N-acetylgalactosaminyltransferase 9. The record is from RefSeq and is a predicted model, not a curated record. Gene Ontology annotation, cellular component: Golgi apparatus. Gene Ontology annotation, biological process: protein O-linked glycosylation. Lineage: Eukaryota; Metazoa; Arthropoda; Insecta; Diptera; Culicidae. Gene Ontology annotation, molecular function: polypeptide N-acetylgalactosaminyltransferase activity.